UUUCCAAGAUGUAUAUAAAUAUAUUAUUAAAAAAAAUUCUUUUUAUUUCAUUAUUGACGCAUCUAGCGUUAUCACAGGAUAAUGAAUUUAAUAAGGUUUUUUAUAAGAAACUAGUUUCCGUACCAUGCGUUCGUAUAUUAAAUUCAACCGGCGUAAUGGGAUGUCAAUCUUUAAAACCGACAAGUGGAUUAUUAAUCUUAACAGAAACGCAAGAUUUAUUAAAUGAUUUUAUAAAAUCAGACCGAAAAGGAAAAUAUGUUGUAAUACUUCCAUACGAAUUAAUGACAAAUGAUAACCUAAGAUCACUUGAAUCAUCGGGAAAGAUGUCUGGUGUAUUAACAUUAAUAAAUGGUACUGAUCCAAGUUCAUCAAACUCUGCUCCUAUAAUACAACGACCGAUUUUUUUAUCACCGGAUGAAAAAUGUCCAAGUUGUCAAUUCGGGUUAUAUAGAAAUGAUGAAAGUAGGUAUAUAUGGAAUCCAAAUGGAUUAGGGAUUAUUCAAGAAAGAUAUGAUUUUCCUAUAUUUGCAUUAUAUCCUUAUGAUAAACCAUCCAUUAAAAGUUAUAAUAGAAUUAUAAAUGGAGUGCAAUUUAAUGAACGAAAAUCUUAUGUAAGAUUUCCUUUGAAAGCGGUGGAAUUUGAUGCACUUAUGUAUGCUGCUGUAGACGCUUCUACAUGUUUAAGAAGAAAUUUUUGUAAUCCGGUUGGAGGAUAUUCGGUUUAUUCAACACCAUCAAUUGAUAUGAAUGAGAAUGAUGGUAAACCAAUUAUAAUAGUAUCAGCUGCUAUGGACAGUAAAUCAUUAUUUCAAGAUAUUACGUUUGGGUUAAAUAAUGGUAUAUCUGGUUCAAUUGCUUUAAUAGCUAUAGCAGAUGCAUUAAGUAGGUCGCCAACACCAGUAAAGAACUUUCAAAAACAUAUAUUAUUUACAUCGUUUGCAGGGGAAUCAUGGGGAUUUUUAGGAUCACAAAGAUUUGUUAAAAACAUUUUUGAACCGUUUAAUUGUAUUCAAAAUAAAACCAAACCAACAACAUCAUGUGGGUUCAAUACUGGGAAUUUUGGUGGAUGUACUUUUCCUUGUUUUAGAGAUUUAGACUUCAAAAGAAUAAAUUUUGGUAACAUAGAUUCUAUAUUCGAACUAAGUAGUGUAGCUAAUGGGAUAAGUAAGGGGCCGGGAAAUAUACAAGAAUUUAAGUAUUUUGUACAUGUUGAUAACGAGAACAAUGCUGGAAAUCGAUUAUUAAUGCAAGGAUUAGGAGCGUUAUCAGCUGUUGGAGGAACAGGAGCGGGAUUUGUUAGAAAUGCUAGCGAGGAUGGUGUAUUCAGAAAAUUGCCUCCCAGUAGUUCUAUGGCUUUCUUGGAAAAAAAUAUAAAUAUACCAGCUGUAGUUAUAAGCGAUUUUCAAGCAAAUUUAAGCAAUUAUUAUAAUAGUGAAUAUGAUGAUGGAAGUGAUUUGGAUGUUUCAACAAUUAUCUCUUCAAUUUGUUCAAUAGCAAAUGUAACAUCACAAGCUGUUUGGUUACAUGCACAAAAUUUAUUGAGUCCAACCAGUUCAGCUGCAAAUAAUCCCAUUUCCGUUAAUUGUACUUUAGUUGGAUUAUUAUUUGACUGUUUAACCGUAGAUGCUUCUUGUUCUUUAUUUGACGCUUUUAGAAAAAGUAAAGAUGAUAGGAUAUCUCAUUAUACGGGAGUAUUUCAACAAGGUUCACAACAGCUUUUACCACGCUUUCAUUAUAAUGUUUUAGGAUCAAUAAAUGCUAAUUCAAUAUCGGAUCGGAAAUGUAAAAAUGACGUGGAUUGUGAGUUUGGAGAAAUUUGUGCAAACCUACACUGUACGAAUUCUUUUACGAGAUAUCAUGAUUCAUAUGGUGCUGGAUUAGAGUUUAAUGAAAAAGGCGAAACUACGAUAGUUGAUCCUGAAAAAACUACAUGGGUAGAAAGCGUGUGGUCGGAUUUUAAAUUUAAUUUAUUUAAUAUAACUUCAAGUGAAUCACAAAUUGGUGAAUUGAUGACCGGUAUACUUUUAACAAUUUUAAGUAUUAUUUGUGUAAUUUUUGGUAAAAAAUAUAUAAGACAAACUUUGAAACUUGAUUAAAUAUACCGAAUAUUAUAAUAGGAAAAAUAUAUAAAAAUCUUGUAAUUUAUUUAUUAAUCAUUGUAGGGAAAAGGGAAAAUAGAGAAAAAUGGUAGAAUAAAUUUAUAAAGAAGGUAUAAAUGGUGUAGAAUUAAUUACAGUAUAUAUAUUAGAUAUUCAUUAGUUUUAUUAAAUAUUGUAAUUUAUACGUUUAAUAUAUAUUA
This is a messenger RNA of Rhizophagus irregularis DAOM 181602=DAOM 197198, 2299 nucleotides long. RefSeq lists its product as uncharacterized. Gene Ontology annotation, biological process: protein processing. NCBI's taxonomy places the organism in Eukaryota, Fungi, Glomeromycota, Glomeromycetes, Glomerales, Glomeraceae. The record is from RefSeq and is a predicted model, not a curated record. Gene Ontology annotation, cellular component: plasma membrane.